Molecule: messenger RNA, 4460 nt
Organism: Vicugna pacos (alpaca)
Lineage: Eukaryota; Metazoa; Chordata; Mammalia; Artiodactyla; Camelidae
Source: RefSeq, a predicted model, not a curated record
GACGACUCGUCCCGGAGCGCCCGCUGCCGGUCCGCCUGCUCCCAAUCCCGGCCCCGCCGCGGGGCGCCUCCUAGCCCUGCUCCGGCCUGCGAGCCCAGAUGCUCCGGGGCGCAUCCCAGCCCGCACUGGCGUAGGCCGCCCUCUGGGAAGUGGGACCCCCGUUCCCUUUGUUGCGGACCUGCUUGCUUCGUGCUGCCAAGGAUUGGGCUUCGUGGAGGGCAGACAGUGUUUGGGGCUUUGCAGAGGACGGGGAUGCCUACUCAGUAGAUAGCGUUGAGUUGAACGUUCUGCAGAAAUGUGUCCGGCUUUGUCAUCCAUGAGUUAAGGAAAAUUCAUUUUAUGUCCUUCCCUUUGUACCUACUUGGGACCAGAUGCCUUCCUGCUCCCUCUAAGGCUCUGAGCAGCACUGAACACAGACUUGCUUGUGAAGACCAGAAUCAGGAAUGUCAUGGGGCCGGAGGGAGCUUAAUCUAUGGAAGGGCUUCAUGGUAGAGCAACCCGUGGAAAAUGAAUAGGUGGUCGAGGGUGCCAGGGAGGCAUAGGCAGGGAUUACAAAGGAUCUGCAGCAUUUCACUUAACUUUUCAUAUUUUGAAAAUUUGUCAAUUACCAAAAGGAAGUUACACUGUGAAAGGCUGUUCUUUGUGUGUGAAGUCAGCAAAGAUUGAAAAGGGAGCUAUUGGUGUGCUAGACAGUGGUUGGAAUCCAGUCUCACACUUUGCUGGUAGGAGAAUAAAUUGGUACAACCUCUAAGGAGGGUGACUUGGCAAUAGCUGUUAAAAUGUCAGCUAUACAUUCAGAUUGAAAUGAUCCAGCAGCCUGUGUCUAGGAAAUUUUCCUUAGAUAACUGCUGCAUAUAUGGCAAAGCUAAAUGACUUUAAGUGCAAAAAUGUUGGCAAUAGCAAACAAUUAGAGGAAACCCAGCUGUCUCUCUGAAAAGAACUGGUUAAAUAAAAUAGUUAUCUAUACCUUCGACUGAGGGGAGGAUGUGAAAUUAUCAUGUACAAAAGUUAAUAAGGAGGGGAAUGUAGUUUUAGAGAUUUGCCUGCAAAAGCGUAGAUGCCACCUGGAACAGCAGUGGGAAAGUAGUUUUUUCUGGGACAGGAUCUGGUCGGGGGUCAUAAGUGGGAGGCAAAGCUAAGUUUCAUAAUACAGUUUUUGUUUUACAGUAGAAUCUGUUUUUCAUAUUUUUCCCCGUAAUGGUUCAGUAGGAAUUGAAGAACACAUUGACAGGGGGAUAAUGGAGGGACAUGAGUUGGGGAGGGCAGACGUUCACAGCCUGUGGCAGGUGCCUCGCUGGCAGGUGGUGCUGUGGCCAGGAGAGGGAGCAGCCGGGCCCCGCAGCUUGGUGCCCCCGACCCCGAGCAGCCAGCUGUCCACUGUCAUUUCUGGUUGGUUCUAAGAUGUGUUUGCAAUAGUUGGUUUUACUAACUGGGUUUCUGAGGCCCCUUUUCAAAUCUGUUUGCCUUUUUUGAACAUACUGACUCAAUCAUUAGAAAGUAUGCUUGAGUUUAAAGCACGAUGCAGACAAUCUCAAAUGUACUUGACUCAGAAUCUUGGUCAGAGAAGGCAGGGCUUAAAACCCUCCCCUCCACGGCCCCUUGGACCUGCUGUCAAUUUUUGCAUCCUUUCCUGUGUAGGGGAACGCAGUGUUCUCUCCCAGUAGCAGAGGGAGCACUAGUCUGUGCUGGUGCUUCUCUCUGGUCCUUUAGGAAUUCUAGGAUGUCCCAAGGGGCUGGGGGCUUGUAUUUCGCUUUUCCCAGCUGAGCCUGAUGACAUGCGGGUUAGGCAUGCAGUGAGUCUCUGCUGGGUAGGGGACCAACCGCAGGCGGUCUGUCUCCAGAACCCUUCUGUUCACGGGAUGUGGAAGGAGAUAAAAUGGAGAGAAGAAUCUUGGCAAUGAAGGGACACCCAUCAGGACGAAGAGGCCCCUGAUUUGGACAGUGGUGGGAGGGGAGAGGGACUUAGCAGAUUCGGGACCACAGCUGACAGCCGCGGUGCUGAGGUCCGGAGUUGCGGUCAGGAUGGCGGAGGAGCAGGAGUUCGCCCAGCUCUGCAAGUUGCCCACGCAGCCCUCCCACCCGCACUGCGUCAGCAACACCUACCGGAGCGCACAGCACUCACAGGCCCUGCUCCGGGGGCUGCUGGCUCUCCGGGACAGCGGCAUCCUCUUCGACGUCGUCCUGGUGGUGGAGGGGAGACACAUCGAGGCCCAUCGCAUCCUGCUGGCUGCGUCCUGUGAUUACUUCCGGGGCAUGUUUGCUGGGGGCUUGAAGGAGAUGGAGCAGGAAGAGGUUCUGAUCCAUGGCGUGUCCUACAAUGCCAUGUGUCAGAUCUUGCAUUUCAUAUACACAUCCGAGCUGGAGCUCAGCCUGAGCAACGUCCAGGAGACGCUGGUCGCCGCCUGCCAGCUUCAGAUCCCGGAAAUCAUCCACUUCUGCUGUGACUUCCUCACACCCUGGGUGGAUGAGGACAACAUCCUGGACGUCUACCGGCUGGCCGAGCUCUUUGACCUGAGCCGCCUGACAGAGCAGCUGGAUGCCUACAUCCUCAAAAACUUCGUCGCCUUCUCACGGACUGACAAGUACCGCCAGCUGCCCCUGGAGAAGGUGUACUCGCUGCUGAGCAGCAACCGCCUGGAGGUGUCCUGCGAGACAGAGGUGUACGAGGGCGCACUGCUCUACCACUACCCGCCCGAGCAGGUGCAGGCUGACCGGCUCCCGCUGCAUGAGCCCCCAAAGCUCCUGGAGACCGUGCGCUUCCCCCUCAUGGAGGCCGAAGUCCUGCAGCGCCUGCAUGACAGGCUGGACCCCAGCCCGCUGCGGGACACGGUGGCCGCUGCCCUCACCUACCACCGCAACGAGAGCCUACAGCCCAGCCUGCAGGGCCCACAGACUGAGCUGCGGUCAGACUUCCAGUGUGUCGUGGGCUUCGGGGGCAUCCAUUCCACACCGUCCACUGUCCUCAGUGACCAGGCCAAGUAUCUGAACCCGCUGCUGGGCGAGUGGAAGCACUUCACUGCCUCCCUGGCACCCCGCAUGUCCAACCAGGGCAUCGCUGUGCUCAACAACUUUGUGUACCUGAUCGGAGGCGACAACAACGUCCAGGGCUUCCGCGCUGAGUCCCGGUGCUGGAGGUACGAUCCAAGGCACAACCGCUGGUUCCAGAUCCAGCCCCUGCAGCAGGAGCACGCCGACCUGUGUGUGUGUGUCGUGGGCAAGCACAUCUACGCUGUGGCCGGCCGCGACUACCACAAUGACCUGAGUGCCGUGGAGCGCUACGACCCUGCCACCAACUCCUGGGCUUAUGUGGCCCCGCUCAAGAGGGAGGUGUACGCCCACGCAGGUGCUGCUCUGGCCGGGAAGAUGUACAUCACCUGCGGUCGCCGCGGGGAGGACUACCUGAGAGAGACGCACUGCUACGACCCGGGCAGCGACACCUGGUGCAGCCUGGCCGAUGGGCCGGUGCGGAGGGCAUGGCAUGGCAUGGCUACUCUCCUGGACAAGCUGUACGUGGUCGGGGGCAGCAACAAUGACGCGGGCUACAGGAGGGACGUUCAUCAGGUGGCCUGCUACAGCUGCACGUCCGGACAGUGGUCAUCCGUCUGCCCGCUCCCGGCGGGGCACGGGGAGCCCGGCAUCGCUGUUCUGGACAACAGGAUCUACGUGCUGGGCGGCCGCUCGCACAACCGGGGCAGCCGCACGGGCUACGUGCACAUCUACGAUGUGGAGAAGGACUGCUGGGAGGAGGGGCCCCAGCUGGACAACUCCAUCUCGGGCCUGGCGGCCUGCGUGCUCACCCUGCCCCGGUCCCUGCUCCUUGAGCCACCCCGAGGGACCCCUGACCGCAGCCAGGCCGACCCGGACUUCGCCUCCGAGGUGAUGAGUGUGUCUGACUGGGAGGAGUUCGACAACUCCAGCGAGGAUUAGGGUCCCGGGCUGGUGUCGGGGGGAAGGGUGAUGGGAGCCCCCAGGGGGCAGUGGGGCCUGGCUGAGCACUUGACCCCAGGGUGGCGCUCACCCCAACCCCAGGCUCCAUGGGCUCGAGGCUCCUGCCACCCUUCCUUCUUACUGCCCAUCAGCAGGUAUUUUUGGGGCUCUGCAGGUCUGGGGCUGUGGAUUACCCUAGGGUGGGGCCCUCUCCUCACCAGGAAGGGGCGUGCUGCCUCCAGCUGUUCUGGCCUCCCCGCUCCCUGGUCCUGGUCCCUGCUGGGCUGAGAAGGCACUCUUCUCCCAAGGGACCUAGGGACUGGCCCCUGGCAAGGGGCCUGAGGCACAUCUCACCCCUCCUGUAGUCAGGAGGCAGCAGCUGGGGGCUGGAGGGAUGGCACGUUCCCAGGGACCUGAGGGGGCAGAGAAAAGUCACUUUGCCAAAAUUUGGUUUUAGUGAGAAGAUCCCCUCUGGCUGGGCUUUUCUGACCCUGUGUUGUUGAUAAAUGAAAUAAAUCAUCUGACCCCAGGUG